This is a messenger RNA of Phodopus roborovskii (desert hamster), 912 nucleotides long. It is a transcript of the gene CUNH19orf81, whose product is annotated as chromosome unknown C19orf81 homolog. The record is from RefSeq and is a predicted model, not a curated record. NCBI's taxonomy places the organism in Eukaryota, Metazoa, Chordata, Mammalia, Rodentia, Cricetidae. Bases 179 to 769 code for a protein of 196 amino acids. The transcript is spliced from 5 exons.
AGUCCCCGAGGUUAGGGGAACGCGCGUGUCCUUGUGGUCACAGCCUUCCAGUUCCGUGUUUGUCCCACGUGGUUUCAAAGAGCAAGAAGCAGUAGCGGAGGGAAAGAGCUGGGGUGUGUGGUCUAGUGUGAAUACCCCACCCCAUCUUCCUGGACCUCCUCCGACCCGCCUCUCCAGGAUGCAGCCAGAGGUGGAGCCGCUCAGCUCCCCCAGCCUGAGCAUCCCCAGCUCGUACAGGGAGGCAGGAUCCAUCCUUCUGGAUCUGGAGACUACAGAGGAGUCCAUGGCUCGGAGCCUGGGCAGGCCUGUCAAAUCCUCAAAGCAGUACCUGCGCCAUGUCAUCUCAGAAUAUGAGGCACUUGAUCGGGAGCUCCCAUGUAUCCGGAAGUUUUCGGCACCACCCUCUGCCCAGCCUCUCUGCCUCUGCAUGGAGACUUCGGAGGACUUCACGCACCUGGAGGUGCUGGAGGCUCUGGAGGCCGAGCUGCCCGGGGCCAUGGAGAGUGGGCGCGUGAGCAGUAUCCGGUAUGAGAACAUGAAUGUCAUCUGCGGGACCGCGGGCCGCAGGGACAGGUGGCUCAUCACCGUCACAGACUUCCAGACGCGCUCGCGCCUGCUGCGCUCGGGACUCAGCCUCCGCGGAAUCGCGCACUCGCUGGUGCGCCACGACGAUCUGCUGCUGGGCGACUACCGCCUUCACCUGCGCCGAUCCCUGGUCCGACGGCGCAUGCUGGAGGCUCUGGGAGCCGAGCCGGUCGAGGAAGAUUGACGCGUGGCGGGGGCGGGUCCCAGCUGCGCCCCGCCCCCAGACUCGGCGAAUCCAAGGGGCGUGGCCUCCCUAGGAAGGAGGCGGGGCCGGCUCGAGGGGGUGGAUACUGUGAGUUUAAUUAUAAAGAAUGACCUGAUACAAAA